UCCCUCGGCCCAACUGAGAGGAGCAAACUCCGACACUCUGUGUGCAUUUGUGCACCGUUAAAAUGAACGGCUGUUUUAUUUAACCGGUAGUUAACGUAUAAAUGUGAGGCAGGAUUCGCGUCAGUUGUGUUUUUGGCGUCAGAUAGGUUAUCAGCGGAUGAGACAUACGCUGUCAGUUUAGUAGCUUGUUUGCUAGCUGUAGCUGAUUGCUAAUGUGGUGCUAACGGCUAAGCAUUUGGCUUCACAGUGGUAAUUGUUGUUUAGGCGUUGUCGCAGUUGUAAACAUAUCUUCAAGAAGUCUGUUUACGUAAAAAACGACCAUGUCUUGCAGUUAAUAUAACUGUUUGCUUUGUCGGGGGUUAAAUGGCGCUGAUAAAUAAGUUUAGAUGUAGUUGUGAAUGCUGACACUCUACAGUGUAGCUUCCCACCUGACACCCAGCGCUACCUGUUUGUACCCUGCUAGCCACGUAAACUGCUCCUGCUUGGUGUUGACGUAGCAGGAGCAGCUAGCUCGCCUGUCCUGUCGAGCUAGUUAAUCUUUAUAUGAAUUAGGUGUGUAAAGUCAGUGGCAGCUUUGCUUAAUAAUAUCAAGACUCCCGGAAGACCGAGCUUCACCUAGGACAUGCACUAUUGUGGCUCAAAAUGCGAUAGCAGGACUUAAACGUGUGCCUCGUUUGUGUCCUGGUCCUGUUGCAUUGAGCGGAUGAUGAAGCGGGUCAUCUGGCUGAUAUCAGGAUUAAACAGAAGAAUGAUGAAGCUGCUUUUUGCCCUCGCUUUGAUCGCCUACAUUGCCUCUGUCUGGGGAACAUAUACGAACAUGAGGUCGAUACAAGAACAUGGAGAAACGAAGAUUGAGCAGAUAGUUGAUGAAGCUGUGGCUCCUCUCAGAGAGAAGAUUCGUGAUCUGGAACAAAGUUUUUCUCAGAAAUACCCACCAGUGAAAUUUCUGUCAGAAAAGGAUCGCAAGAGGAUUUUGAUUACUGGUGGGGCUGGUUUUGUGGGUUCCCACCUUACUGACAAGCUGAUGAUGGAUGGCCACGAGGUGACUGUGGUGGACAACUUUUUCACAGGAAGGAAAAGGAACGUGGAACACUGGAUUGGCCAUGAAAACUUCGAGCUCAUUAAUCAUGAUGUGGUGGAGCCUCUGUAUAUUGAAGUGGACCAGAUCUAUCACCUGGCGUCUCCAGCCUCUCCUCCAAACUACAUGUACAAUCCCAUCAAAACACUCAAGACAAACACUAUUGGCACUCUUAACAUGCUUGGUCUGGCCAAACGUGUGGGUGCCAGACUUCUCCUGGCUUCUACGUCUGAGGUUUAUGGAGAUCCGGAGGUGCACCCUCAAAAUGAGGAGUACUGGGGGCAUGUGAACCCCAUUGGUCCUCGAGCAUGCUACGAUGAGGGGAAACGUGUAGCAGAGACCAUGUGCUAUGCCUACAUGAAACAGGAAGGGGUAGAGGUGAGGGUGGCGAGGAUCUUUAACACGUUUGGCUCCCGAAUGCACAUGAACGAUGGACGUGUUGUCAGCAACUUCAUCCUGCAGGCUCUACAGGGAGAACCUCUCACGGUGUAUGGCACUGGAUCCCAAACGAGAGCAUUUCAGUAUGUAAGCGACCUGGUGAACGGCCUGGUGUCGUUGAUGAACAGCAACAUCAGCAGUCCGGUCAAUCUGGGGAACCCAGAGGAACACACCAUAUUGGAGUUUGCUCGUCUCAUCAAAAGUCUCGUCGUGAGCCGCAGUCAGAUCCAGUUCCUUCCAGAGGCCCAGGACGACCCGCAGAGGAGAAGACCUGACAUCCGGAAAGCCAAGAUGAUGCUGGGCUGGGAGCCGGUGGUGCCCCUGGAGGAAGGCUUGAACAAAACUAUCCAGUACUUCAGUCGGGAACUGGAGCACCAGGCCAACAACCAGUACAUCCCCAAACCUAAAGCCGCCCGGAUGAAGAAAGGAAGACCAAGACACAACUGAGACCUCGGGAGCUCAGAGCAAACCUGCACUCUGCUGGAACAGACACAACCCACCUGCUCGUCGAAUCCCAUGUACAUAAACUGCAUAAUCCACUGCUGUACGUCCGGUCUACUGCGAUCCCAGACGUUCCUCCUGGUUCUGCUCAGUUUAGCCAGGAACUCCUGAGCCUUGGAAGAGGGGA
Molecule: messenger RNA, 2144 nt
Organism: Chelmon rostratus (copperband butterflyfish)
Lineage: Eukaryota; Metazoa; Chordata; Actinopteri; Chaetodontiformes; Chaetodontidae
Gene: uxs1
Product: UDP-glucuronate decarboxylase 1
Exons: 16
Coding region: 704-1963 (419 amino acids)
Biological process (GO): D-xylose metabolic process
Cellular component (GO): cytoplasm
Molecular function (GO): NAD+ binding; UDP-glucuronate decarboxylase activity
Source: RefSeq, a predicted model, not a curated record